Molecule: messenger RNA, 762 nt
Organism: Colletotrichum chrysophilum
Lineage: Eukaryota; Fungi; Ascomycota; Sordariomycetes; Glomerellales; Glomerellaceae
Exons: 2
Coding region: 1-762 (253 amino acids)
Source: RefSeq, a predicted model, not a curated record
AUGGCUGCCGAAGAUAACACAUCUGAACGUAUUCUGCGAGACAUCAAGGCAGAAUUGGCCAGCACACCAUACAACUUCGGUUCUGCUCGACUGCUCACUGGAGGAACAGCGAAUUUCAUCUACCAGGCGCGCCUAAAUCAACCUCUUCCUGACGGGACGUUGGAAGUGGCCAUCAAGCACGGCGAAGGAUUCGUCCGCCAAAGCCCAGACUUCAAGCUCACUACCUCCCCUUGCCGCAUCGAGGAGUCUUGUCUUAAGUGCCUAGCGGCGUUUCCGCCGUACAUAAACUCGGAUGUCUCAGUAACCACACCGAAGUUAUUCUACUUCAACAGAGACACCAACACGCAAGUGCAAGAGUACCAGCCAACCCCGCUCAGCCUCAAGCUCUACGCGAUUGAGCACUUUGCACUCUUGGAACCCGCAUUAGUAAGAGCUCAAUGUCUCGAGAUUGGUCUGGGAAUUGGCCAAUGGCUCCGACGAUUCCACGACUGGAGCAACUCGCCGGCACAAUCCAACUUGCGUGAGAUUGCUUUGGCGAACAAGGACAUGCAGUCUAUCAAGCACUGGGCCAACUACCAGCAGCUUCCGAACGCGAUGAAAAGACAUCCGACGGUGUUUCGUGGUUGUGGGGACAUCUUCAAUGCCAUCGUGGGAAAGUCGACCGAGGAGUUGGUAGACCAGAAAAGUCUCCAGGUCAUCCACGGGGACUUCUGGACGGGAAAGUGCGUGAUCUGGGUCAAACUUGUCAGCAGCAUGCACUAA